AAAACUUCAGAAUGCAGAAAUUCAAAUUCCCUAUAUAAAAUUGUAGUGAAAAUGAACAAUAAACAAGAACACUUUUAAGCAAAAAAUGUCUCUUGUCUCGUACGAAGACAGUGAUGACAGUGGCGAAGAAAAUGUGAACGAUACUGUCUUACUAACUUCUGUUGAUAGUAAGGAUGAAAUGCCUGCUCUUGUUGAACAAACGACUGUAAAGAAAAUCGAAUCGAUAGCCUUACCUAACAGGAUUACUAAUGAGAAUAUCGAGAGUGAAGAGAGUUCAGCGACGAAAACCAAGUCAAUAGGGAGCUUGUUUUCAUCCUUACCUGUACCAUGGAAAAGUUCCGUCUCGUGGACGGACAAGAAUUUGUCGAAAGACGUCAAGAAAGUCGGUCAGUCAAAUACCGUGAAAAUAUCCUUGCCAAAUCUGGAGGCGAACUCAGAUUCUGAUGAUGAGGACUAUGCUGUACGAAAAAAAUCAAGUUCCAUUGUAGACUCUCAGAAAUCCACACGUUUGUUCUCUAUGUUGCCGAAACCAAAACACGGUGUUGUCGUGAAGGAAAACAAUCCCAACAGACCGGUGGCAAAGCUGGCCAACCGACCGCUAAUACCCGACAGCUUGCGUAGAAAGCAAGCCAAGAAUGUAAGCGGUACUCAGGUCAAGAAGUCCUCGGCUCAAACUUCGAAAAUGCAAGAAAGUGACGAUGAAAGCGACCACGAGGAAAGUGGAAGUUUUUUCUCUUGGAGCGAAAAGAUUGCCGUCAGUGAGUCUACAGGUGUUUCCACGAGCCAAAUUCCUUCAGGAUCAACGACCUUGUCCGUUUCCGGUCAAGUCGAAGAGUCUGCGAAUGUAAAGACCACUUUCUCCACUACAAAUGUCCCGCUCGAAUUCUUGGUGUCCCCAGAGGCUCCCAAACCACCUCAACCUUACCCUUCACAUGACCAGGAUAGUGAAUUUGAUAUGCAAGGAAAUCCCCAAUCUUUGCCUUACUCGAACAUAGACCCAAAUGUAUUGCCUGACUAUUCGAGCACCAAUGAAAAUGCUAGUUUUAAUUAUUCUGCGUCAAGUCUUCCAUAUCAUGACACCACGAGCGAUUCGUAUGGAUACGCCAUGGGUUAUUCGGGAAAUUCUGGUCAUUACCAAACGCAAAAUUACAACGAUCAGUAUGUCACAUCUCAAACACCGGUCGAUUGGCAACAACCCGCACAACCUGCAAAUCAAGAACAACCCGAGCAGUUGAAACGAUUUCUCGGUAAACGUGGACGCGGUGAGGAGAACAUCGCCAUUAUUGAUGUGAAUGCCGAUGAUCAAGUUGCAUCUUCUGAUGACUGGAGAUCCAACUAUCAGAAGGAAGAUUUGGACAAUAAACCGCUCUCAAAGAAAAAAGGCAGUCUUCCCUCAUCCCAGUCAAGAAGAAAACAUCAAAUAACUUACUUAGCCUUUCAGGCUAAAGAGAGGGAAUGGGAACUAAGAAAUCAGUGGUCUGCCAAUAGACAAACAAGACGACAAACGCAGGCGAAGUAUGGAUUCUAGCGUCGAGCAUAGAUGUACCGUCACGUUUACCAAAUACUAACGAAAACAAAAUAAAUAAUGGAUCCAAUUUUAAGAAACGACGGCAACCGAACCUAUCGUUCCAUUUUUCUUUUGGAGAGUGGGCUCAGACGUCUCGCGAAAAUCACUCUGUUGAUUUGUUGACAAUUAAAAAUAGUCGUAUAUGAUAUAGCUUAAUCAAAUGGUAAAUAUCUCGUGAAUAUAUUUUAAAGUACAAACGAACAACAUCAA
Molecule: messenger RNA, 1777 nt
Organism: Xenia sp. Carnegie-2017
Lineage: Eukaryota; Metazoa; Cnidaria; Anthozoa; Malacalcyonacea; Xeniidae
Product: proline-rich protein PRCC-like
Exons: 9
Coding region: 86-1528 (480 amino acids)
Cellular component (GO): nucleus
Source: RefSeq, a predicted model, not a curated record